CUUCUUCCCCUCAGGAUGGCGCUGGUGCUGCGGAUGGUGCUGCUGCGCGGGAGCUGUGGGAACGGGGGCCGCUUAGGCGCCGGCGGAGUCCCUGCGCCCGCCGCCUCGCUCUACCUGGCUCUGCGCCCGCCGGAGCCGCCCCCGUGGCCGGUGCUGAGACCUCCAGCGUACCAAUUUUCUGCAAAGGCAAAUUCCAAAAAAACACCCUCUGCUUUGGUUUCAAAAGUCAAAUACCUGAAUGAGAAGUAUGAAAGGUUUUUGGAAAGAACAUUCCCACGUUUCUACCAGCUAUAUUCAACCUUCUUGAAAGGAUUUCGGAUACUCUUUACAGAAAUGAAAGAAAUAAGAAGAAUAAAGGCAAACAUGUCAUAUAGAAAAAUCCAGUUCCAUCAGCUUCCAUACAGGGAGAUGGAGAGACUAAGACAGUUCCGCAGAGAUCUGAUCAAGGCCAUUCCAGUUGGGAUUCUUUCUCUUCCUCCCUUUGCCAACUACCUGGUUCUUUUGCUUAUGUAUCUGUUCCCAAGACAACUCUUGAUACGCCACUUCUGGACUUCCAAACAACAAGAUGAAUUUCUGGACACCUACCACAAUAUGAGAAAGGAGGCAUACCCAGAAGUGGUUGAUGGUCUGAUGGACCUAUCUCACUCAAUAGCCGAUUCCCAGCUUCGGAAACAGAUGCUAGAUCUCUGCAAAAAGGUGCAGGAAGGAUGCCACCCAGAUGUAAGGGAACUUACAGCUGUGAGGACCUUAUUUGUGGGACACCCCUUUGGCACCCAGCAACUCAGGGUUCAGCAGGUGAAAGUCCUAAGCCGUGUUUUGUUCCUAACUCCUCACUUGCCAUCUCUCUUCCUGAGAUACCGCUUGCAGAGCCACUUAGCAGAGCUGUACCAUCUGGACCAAGCGAUGCUGAAACUGGGUGUGGGGCAGCUAACCGAUGAGGAAGUGCAAGCGGCUUGCUAUACCCGUGGCUUGAAUUCUGUUCACCUCAGCCCACUGGCAUGCAGGCUGUGGCUGUCUCACUGGCUCACACUCUCCUGCUCGCUGAAAGACGCCGAGACUUCACUCUUGGCACAUGGCAUGGUCUUGCUUUCUAUCAACUUCCCUUCCUCUUCCAAGGGCUGACUAAGGGCACCCCUCACUGGUGGACCACUUCUGAAGAGAUGCUGCAACAGCGACUCUUGGCUGAAGCAGAGAGAGAUAAGGGUUUUUGCUUAUACUAAAAUACAACAAGCAGGAGUCCUGCAGAAGCCUCUCCCACUGAAUUAUUAGCCUUGAGAGGAAGGUAGAGGAAACACUGCAUUACGCUGAAUAUUCCUCCUCCUGCCGUAGAGGGAGACAAGAGAAUUGCCAGUAUGGCCCUGGACAAAAUGCCUAUACUGUAGAAGACCACAAUAUUUCCAUUUAGAUCUAGCUCCAGAAUGUCCUCGUGGGCCCAGCCUGAUUCCAUACUUUUCUUCACUGUUUAAGUCUCUUGUAAAAACAUCUGCUGAAGUAGGUAUUGGUGUUAGCCUGUAUUGACUUCCUUGUAACUUUGAAGGGUAACAGAGCUGUCACGAACUUUCCAAGGCUGUUUCCCUCCCCCGUUUUAACUUCAUUUUUACAAUCAACAAGGCUGCAUGGAGCUCAGUGCCUUUUGCUGGGCAUUCACAGUGUGCUGCAAGACUUCGAAUAUAGAACCCCGUUUUCCAGAGCUGCAACUUUUGUUUGAAAUCCUGCUAGUGGCUUGCUCUUCUGUAGGAAAGAUACAGCUGUGCUCUCACAUGGGCAUUAUGGAAGGUGCAUUUCAUGUUGGCAGAUGUGAUAACAGAGCCUACAGAAUUCAAUAGGGUAGUUACACACUCAGAGCAAGUUAAUUGGAGUAUCUUUACCCAAAGCACUUAAUAUCAAUUUCUGUGCCUCCAAGUCUUAAGUACUACUGCCACGAUACUUAAAAGCUAAGUGAAAAAAGAAAAAGAAAAAAGCCAAUCCUUGCACUCCAGAAGCUGGAAUUCUGGCCAGAUAGAAUAUAAAUUGUGCGUGGUAGACUAGUGAUUGAGUCAGUCAUUAUAAAAUGCAUGAGAAGUGCGUAAAAGUAAAUGAACGUUCAGCUGUACCUGAUGUGAAAGUUUCGUUAAAGAUAGCUAAUAAAGGACAAUCUCACAUUUUACCUGGA
This is a messenger RNA of Lacerta agilis (Sand lizard), 2152 nucleotides long. It is a transcript of the gene LETMD1, whose product is annotated as LETM1 domain containing 1. The record is from RefSeq and is a predicted model, not a curated record. Gene Ontology annotation, biological process: intracellular monoatomic cation homeostasis. The transcript has 9 exons. Gene Ontology annotation, molecular function: ribosome binding. Lineage: Eukaryota; Metazoa; Chordata; Lepidosauria; Squamata; Lacertidae. Gene Ontology annotation, cellular component: mitochondrial inner membrane. Bases 16 to 1122 code for a protein of 368 amino acids.